Molecule: messenger RNA, 9122 nt
Organism: Pocillopora meandrina
Lineage: Eukaryota; Metazoa; Cnidaria; Anthozoa; Scleractinia; Pocilloporidae
Source: the annotation of a GenBank genome assembly
AACGAAACACGCAAAGCUGAAACUCCUGUCUGAGUCCUUUUCUUUUCCAUGUGAAAGUAAUUGGGAACGACACCCUCAGGGACUGUGCGGGAUUAACUGAAAUGGCGUCUACAACAGCAGGUAAAAUUUUGCUUAAAUUUGUUUAAUUCCUAAUAAAUACUUGGAGCAAUAGCAUUGAAAAAUAUCAAUCGUUCUAGCUCUAGAAUCCAAGUUUUCUUCGUGCGUUUGACUCUAUAUAUCGUGCAGAACGCCCAAAGAUAUUACAAAUAACUUGCGAAAAUUAUUUUUAUAAGAACGUAAAAUGAAUAAAUACUGCAUUCAUAUCCUUUUUAGUGAUGAUCAAGGAUAACGAUUUACGAGAAAAAAAGGUUUAAAUAGCCUUUUCCAAAAACUUGCCACAAGUUUUGUGGAUGGUGAGCAUGACUGGUUAGUCAUUCGUACCAAAUUGUGGCAUAAACAACCAUGAAAUACACUUAAAAAUCAGAAUGAUCAUGAUAGCUGUAGAUUUUUGUCAAUUUUAGAUUGUUUCAGGUUCAAAGCGAGUUUUGAUUUCACAGUAAUAAAACAAUUUCUUUUAUCUACCGGUAAAAUUAUUUGAUAUUAUGGAAAGACUGCAGUUAUCGAUCAGUGAUGCAGAAACGAAGGAAAGGGAAUAUUCACUCUUGCCUCCAAAAGAAUCAUAAGAAGGCUUAAUUUCAUUGACAAGUGAUCAUUUGAUGUAUGAAAAUUCUUUAGAAAACUCCAAAUGAAACUAAAAGAGUGACUCAUGUAAACACAGCUCGUUCAUUUUCGAUUUCAAUGUUGAUGCUUCAUUUGUUAGGCUUUCCUUUAAAGAAUUUCUUUGAUCUACUUGCAUGGCUAAAAAGAUGAGGGGCGAUGUGUUUCGCUUCUCUUGUCUCACAUGGAAGACCUCGAGUGAAUCUCAAAUGAUGUUAGCGCUUUUUGACAUCGGUCCAGUUAAUGCCUGGGAGAACAAUAUAUAAGAUGCUUCUUUAAAAAGUUGGCUUGCAAGAAUGGACAUGUAAGGGAUGAUUUUAAGCUAAGAGACAUGGAUUGUGUUGUGGUAUUCAUUCGACAGAAAAAAAGAAUGCCGGUAAAAUUCCCUACUCGAGGUCGUUAUUAUUUUAUUUUAACUCCUCUCUCCUUCUCUCCAAAUCACUGGUAUUUGAAUAGAGGCUACAGAAUCAUCUUUGGAAAUCGAGUUGACUAAGACAUCAACUCGCAAAGAUGGAACUAGAAAUUCAGAAGGAAAAAAACGUCGGCGGGUGAACACCAUCCACUUGUGGGAAUUUUUACUGGAUCUCCUGGCAAAUGAUGAUUUACGAACUAUAAUAUGCUGGAGUCGAAGAGAAUUCAAAGAAUUUAAACUGAAAAGACCCGAGGAGGUAUCAAGAAGAUGGGGUCUGGUUAAACGAAAGAAGGGAAUGAAUUAUGAGAAACUCAGUCGAGCAUUACGAUUCUAUUAUGGCCAAGGAAUCAUUCAAAAGGUUGGUACGGUCACCAAGUAUUGGCAGAUGACAAAUGUGCUAACUUGAUACUAUAAACGAUUAACUUAAAGCUUACCUACUGAGGGGAAACGGUUUCUUGUAUAUACCAAAACAAGCCACUGUAGACAGCAUUGCUUGUUUGUGCAUGAUUCUCAAGUGUAAUAGUGAUUAGCAUUUCUAUCCUCUAUUGUUGUUUCUGACCUUUUUUUUUUAUUAUGAUUGAAAUAUUUAUACAUUUAUUUCAAAAACACACAUCACAUAUGGUAUCAAUGAUACUUCCGUCCAGAAUGCACAAUACCAAUUGUUUCUUUUUAUACUACAACAUUGCUUACAAUACUAGAUUGGUAGUACCACCAACUCCAAUACCAGAGUCAACCCUAACACUAACAUUGCCUAUUUAAAAAGGCACAAUGAAGAUGUCAACCAUACAUUCAAUUAAGUUGCAUAUGAUUUAUAUAUCAUAAACAACCUUAAAUGUUGAGAUUACGUAAAAUUUCUUCAUGGAAAACAUAUUCUAUUAAUAAUAUAUUUAACAUUAAUAUAAUACAAUAAUUAUCUAUUAAGACAAAUUGCUGCCUGUUUCUUAUUGAACCUAAUUUCUUUGUAGUUCCUCGUAGAAAUUUACAUUUCUGUUUCAAAUUUUCAAAUUUCAUUUUGAUCUUAACCAUAAGUUCAGUAAAACUUGAAAAAAUUAAGAAAAUCAAUCCCACACACAUAAUAUACAUAAUUUGGCUAUCAAUACGAGAUAAUUCCUUGAUUCGCUUUUUUUGUCGUUGUUGAUGGGUCAAGUAAGUAAUGCGAUGUUUGAUUUUUUUUAAAGUUUUUAUUUUUAUUUUUUUCAAUAUAUUAUACUUACAUAUGUACUUACACUAUACUUACUUCUUACACGAUGCUUACACUACAUUAACUUGCACUACUUACAAUACAUAUAUUACAAUACAAUUACACCAGUCAAAUUGAAUUACAGUUGAUCUAUUUGCGUUAUUGUUUGCAUGUUAAUUAUUCCAGUCACUAAUAAGAAUUUUGUUUGUUAAUUAAACUACAUAGGGUAUUAAUUUUCUAGAAUUUAAUAGAUUAUUAAAUAAAUAGGUAGCGAAAACAAACAAAUCAAAAUACAAAAGUUGAGAAGAAAAAGGAUACAAUGCAAUUUUAUAAAGACAGAAAAUAUUCCAUUUGUUCCUGAAUUCCUUCUCCUUAUUACAAGUGACUGCAAUAUAUUAUUCUAGAUUAAUUUUUUCGCGCACAAGUGAGACAAAAUCAUCGAAUUGGUACGUUAUGGUAUUAAAAGCGUUAACAUGUAAGAAAUAUUUACCCAAAAUAACGAGAUGGUUGAGGGCUAAACAGCAGGUGUGACAGCGAAUAAUUCCGAACAUAACCUCUAGUUCUGGUGUUUAAUUUUUGUACUUUAUGACCUGUUGCACCUUUGUGAUUUCUACCUAUGUUUUAGCACAGGGCACAUGGUGCAUUUUAUUAUAUCAUAGCUUUAAAGGAUAGGAAUUUGGAAUAACCAGAGAAGCCCUCCUCCAGCCAGAUAAUUGGUUUGGCGGGAUACGGGAUGCGGGAUGCGGGAUGCGGGAUGCGGGAUGCGGGAUGCGGGAUGCAAGUCUGUACCUUCCUCUAUAACAAUCCACAUGAUUGUACGUCUGGCUUAUAUAUCUAUACAUUUUUUAUUUUUUUAUCUUUUUCAUGUUCUCCAGAUUCCUGGCCAACCUUUCACUUACAAGUUCGACAGGCUGCCUUACAAAUAUGAGCCAAGAGUCUCAAAGUCAAGUGAUCAAGAAAGCAAAACGAGUUCAUCCAACAGAGAACAAGAGAAAAUUUCAUCUGAUAAGUCUACAUUACAUAAAACUGGACAAUCCUCACUCUCGUCUUCAUCUGAGCAGUCAACACUUUCUCCUGCAGAGACUCCCCGGGGGAGAUGUACAUCCCCCUGUCUGGUAGCCAUACUUGCAGAGUCAGCACAAGCGAGCCGGGAGACAGUUGAAUAUUGUUCUCCUCAAGAAAGCAAUAUUUCAAGCUUCAGAAAAAAAAGAAAAAAGAUUGAAAGCUAUCGUCCCCAAAGUUGUCUAAAGCGAAAUCAAAUGAAUUCAACUAAGGCUACACCGGUCCCAGUAAUAAAACGAGUUGCCUCAUACAAUUGUCAAUGAACAAAUUUCUUAUCAUCAAAAUAGCUGCCUUUUUGUGAAUGAAAUUCAAGAUAAAGCUGAACAAACUAUCGCAUGUGGGAAAUAUCCAGGGUGAAAUAACAGUGUUAUAAACCGCAGCCAGGACUCAGUCUUUUAAAAGCUCGACAGUUUUGUCAGGUUGCAGAUUUCUUGGAUGUGAGAUGAACAUUUAUCAAUUUUGCUGUUGUUUUGUCGCAAACUCUCGUGGCCAAUCAAGCAACCAUUCGUUAAGUCUGUUAUGUACAGGUUUUAAACAUUCUUAUUUUCUCAUUUUGUAGGUUGCAGGCCAGAGAUUAGUGUACAAGUUUAACGAACUGCCAUAUAAGUGUGAACCCGGUGUAACGAGAUCUCUUUACCAAGGGAACAGAAUCAAGGCUUCCAUCCAAGAACCAACGAAAUCUAAAGAAGCCGACCCCACCCCUCCCAAGACAAAUACUAACACUUCACUGUCAGCUUUUACUCCAGUUCGAGGACAUCCCAAAAAGAGCUGGUCUUGGCCGCUUCUUUCCACGCCAUCGAAUCCUUUCGUUUUGUACCCAGGUUCCACUCCUAACACGCCUACAAUAUUUGACAGCUCUAAGACAAUAAUCGUAUUCCCGUUUGGUCCCAGUCCACCUAUGCACCAUACAUUACCGUUGCAUUUGAAACGGGAACACGAUGAACCUGUUGGUAAAAUGAUAACUGCAGAAGUUACUUCGAUUCCGGUCUCGAUCUUUCAGCGUGUCUAACGCACGUUGAUAUCGAGAUUUAGGACACACCUCACAGCUUUUUUUCCAUUAGAAAAAACAGGACUUAAAAACAGGACAACAUAUUUGAUUAUAACAGAUUAUUCAAUUACUUAUCCUGCUUUUAUAUUCGUUUAGUCUCCUCCACUUUGAAGUAGUCUGAAUAAUAGAAAAAUUGCCGCUAAGUUUUCCAGCUCGAUGGGAUAACAUCGAGCUGAAAAGAGUAAGUCAUCAUCUCAGGUUAUCCUUCCAAUACUUUAAGGCUGACCAAUAUUUUAUUCCAAAAGCGCUAUGGUUAAAAAGGUAUAUUUUCCCGUAAAAAAAGUAUGUUUUUUGAAAAGGUGUAGAAAGUAUUUUAGAUUUUGCGAUAAAAAGUCUGAAGAUGUAUUUUUUUUUGUAAAACUUAUUUUAAUUUUGCAAGUUAAAAGCCUUUUUUUUUUUUACACAAUGAUGUAAGAUGGAAAUAAAUUGAUAUGGUUUUUGACGUAUAUCUGCAAGUCUUCCCCUUGAAAGAACGUACCAGCGACGAAUAUAUCUCUGAUUUGAGUAACUCCUUCGCGGCCUAGAAGAAACCCCGAGGCGUUAUUGCCCAAAAAUGAUGCACGCGCAGAAACUAUUUGCUUUUUGCGUCCGCAGACAGAACUUCUUCCUAGGGUCAAUUGUGGUUAAGUGCAGGUCAUUUAUUUUAUGAUUCCUGGAGGCCGGAAGAACUCGUUCUGCAGUUGAGAUUUUAAAACGCGGGACCUUCUUUAACGGGUUUAACUUCUUUCCUGUACUUUUCGGUAAGAAGUCGGAAACAAAUUAGAGUUGAUGACAAAAGGCAAAAGCCUUUAACCUCUCACCGUUUUUAACCUUCUGAUUUAAUUCUGCCUUUAGGAAAAAUCGAUUAUAUAAAUACUUUAAAAUCCAUGAGCCGUUGUUAAAUAGCCUUUUAUACCAAAUUUACAACUAUAAUUAGCUUACACCGACACUCUUGGAAGAGUAACUUCCGGUUUUCGACAUCCGCUUUCUGCUUCAUUUUUUGUUUCUAUUUCUUUCUAAAAUUUUCCAAAUAUAUACUUUUUUGUCCCAGUGUUUUUCUUAAACCAAAUAUAGCGUGUCUGUGUUAAACACGUCACCUUUUCUGUUUCUUGUGUUAUAUUUCGCUCUCACAGGUCAAAUAUUCAGGCCUCAGUUGAUAGAAGCAAAACUCGAUCUCUUGUGCCCAAAAACACAAAAUUGUUGUAACCAGCUUUUCUGGGCGUUUUCUACCGUUCAAAAAUAUAAAUAAAUUAAAAAACACAGUGGAAAGUUUAACUUCCACUAACCGGAGGUGAAUCGGAGGUGAAGAUCACGACCUCCCUUUAGUAUAUUUGAUAUGGUGAGAUUUAACUCAAACUAAAUACGACUGCAUUUCCUUGCAGGACCCCAAGAAUUUUGAGCUUUGAAUUAAACGCCGCAACUGAGAAAAGACCUAUUGACCUUGUUUUGAAAGCUUCUUUUUUUCUUUUUUAUCCGUUUUUUUUAAUUUUUUUUUUGUAAAACAAAACCUAAAAACAAAACACAACCAAUUGCGUGACGGAACAGAACUUUUUUGGAUUGUCAUGCCUAUUGUGAUUUCAACCGGAAGAUGCCGAGAGGAAGUAAAUAUAAUUUUAUAUGAUUGAUAGAACUUCCCUUGCAGCUUUAGUCAUGCUUAAAUAAAGCCUCCAGGUGCAGCUAUCAUUAUGAGUGAGACCCAUGUAAAGUUAAAAGUCCUCCAGUUUUCUGUUGCAUUUCAAAUUGAAAGUGAUCGAAGAAGGACGCACUUCUGACUGAUUGACUCCCGCGCAAUAUGGCGUCGCAAACAGCAGGUAGAUCAUUCUUUUAUUUUCUUGAUUCUGUAUUUUAAAAUAAAAUUAUUCAGCCCAAGCCGUGGGUUUCUUAUGCCUAAAAUUUUAGAUGCAUCAAUUAAUUUUGAAAGGUUUUGUUCGGUUGCGUGAAUAGUAUUUUAUCUUUGACUCGGCAAUCAUGGUAUCGAGUACAACGCCUGACGAGCGACGAGUUGUCCAAAAAUUAUUAUUUUGCGAACUGAUCACCCAAGAACAACAAGCGAACUUACUUUCUACAAAUGGAGAUCCUUUUCGAUGCUAAAAAAGUAUCUGUAAAACGAUUAAUGACAAAAAACAACUAGAUACUUUGAAACAGCUUUUCUCGGCAACUGGCUAGUGCGGCGUGGGUACACGCGACUGUUUGCUAUGAUAUCAUAAUGACAAAUGUCGGUAACCACAACCAAGAGAAGAUAUUUCUAGAAUUUAGAACAGAGAGAGAGCUGUUGCUUCCAAUUCGUGUCAUCUCCUCGUUUCUUUUAAAAUUAAUUUGAAGUUUUGGAGGCUCACAAGAGACAACUGACAAAGAAUCGCGAAGCCGUAUCUUGAGUUAAGCGACGCGACAGUUCUCAGUCAUCAUUUAUAUAAUUUGCUUGUUGAAUUGUGUCACUCACGAGCGACACAAUUUUUUUCUUUGAGCUGUGAACAGAUAAGAGGCUAGAGCUUUUUAUUUGGGAAUCACCCCGACACAAGUCAAAAUAAAACUUGAAUUUUUAGAGCAUCACCCAAACGUAUAGAGAAUGAUGCACUUUGCCGAGUUCAGCGAAGUGAGAGCCAACAGUUCUAGUUUCCAUCAAAAUUUACAAUGUUCUCUCGUUCAUUUUUUAAGUAAAUUACAAUCAUUACCAAAGAUCUAAUGGCCAGUUUCUCAGAAUUUAAUGAUCACUAAUGCAAAUCUAGUUUUCAAACUAAGGAUUCUCGAUCGUCUGGUAAGACUCAAGAAUCUAAGCCGGCAAUCCAUAGGAAAAAAGUGUUAGUUCGCAGCUCGACUAUCUUUACUGAAGUUUGUUCACUGUCAAUGGGUGUGAUCGAUGGCUAAUGAAAGAAUAUUAUUCUGAGAAACUGAGGCGUUUGACCACAGUUCCAAAACUCAGAGAGAAACAAAGAAAAUUGAGACAUUAUCAGUCUUGUGCACAAGUAACUGGAGGAUAAGCCUCUAGAGACUUAUUUAUUGUAGAUAGGAACUCUUUCCAGAGGAAACUGAAAGCAUGACUCAUACGAAGAACUCUUGUUUCAGUUCACAUAGUGAUUGUGCAGCCCUCGUGCGAAGAAAGAUUUAGAUAUUUUGGUAGAGUUGAUAAGUAUUUCAUUUUGUGUCAUCCAUUAUUCGUGUUUUUAGGAGGCUCGAUUGUGCAAUAAACAAAAGUAUAACUGUGAUGAAGAGCAUUAAUAGUUAAGUUUUGAAGAGCAUCCAUAUGUUUCGUUGGAUUAUCCUUAAUCAUGUUGUCAUGUUUUAGGUUCUGUGUCCUAGGAAAUAUUCAAAGCUUAGAAAAGGCGUUCACGAAGAGCUAUAUCCUCUACUGUUGAGGAACAGCUGCAGCAAGAGCAAAUGGGGUCUUUAGAAAGAAAAUCGUUUGCAAUAGGAGCAAAUCUAAAUCAGCUUACGUUUUCUUUGUAAGUUUUAACAAUUUUGUGGGGGCAUAGAAUAACCAUAAUUUUUCUUUAAGUUAAUUAGAGAAAGCGUUUGGUGUUGUGCAGGCCAUCAUGAGUUGAAAAGGUAAAUAUUGUUGUUAUUGAUCAAAGCGAACUGAGUUGUUUAUCGAUAAGAACUCUGUCAGAAGCAUAAUAGUCGUUUAUCUCCUGCAAUGAAGACACUUGCUGUGAAGAUAUUGAUGAUAAUAAUUGCUUUAUGAACGAAUAAAAUUUUUACAGCAAUAACAUAGUUAUUUUCAAGUCUACCACUGAUAUCUACACUAUAAUCUUAUGAGUGUGCAAUUUAACUCAAUAAUCUAUUGAAACCUACAUUAUCUGAAAUACAUGAUUCGCCUACUGAGUCAAAUAAAUUUUCGGCGGAAAUUCAAAGUUAGAUUCAACGCAAGCUUAACGACACAUCUAUUGUAAUUAGUUAAUUUUAGUUCCCUCCAACAGGUGUAAAACUGCGUCAAUUGUCAGCUUAAGUCGUUGUAACUCUUUCAUUCAAGCAUAUGGCUCUUAACUGUAUAUUCAGGGCUUUUAGUGCAAACUUUGAAGUAGUUGGGUUGUCAGGAAACUUGUACCCUCUUUAACCGGAGAAAACGUGGUCAGCGUUUGCUUUGAAAGAACUUUGAGCUGCUCUCCGUCAAAUUUCAAGGCAGAUGAGAUCUUACUUCCCAUCUUUGAUUAAGAGGACGGAAGGACUAGGUUUUGAGCUUUCACAGUUAUUUACUAAGGGCUUGUCAUAGGGAUAAAUGUUACGCCAGCAGAAAGGGUUGUAGAUGCUUUGUACUUUAGAACGUAUUUAACUCAGUUUUAGUGUUUAUUUGAAGCAUCAAGCUUUUAAAAGUUGGUGUUAAGAUUCAAAAGGUGACAAAUUGUUUGAUGUUAAAACUAAUGAGUCCUUCGUUCUCUUUUCUCUUUCACGAAACCACUGUUAUGAAAGUAGAGACUACGGUGACGGAUUUAGGAAUCGAGGUGAUAAACAAAUCAAACGAUGGAGGUAGAAAUCCAGAAGUUAAAAAAUAUCGUCGCAAGAACAUUAUCCACUUGUGGGAAUUUUUGUUGGAGCUUCUCGCCAACGACAACUUGUGUACGAUAAUCUGCUGGAGUAGGAAAGAGUUCAAAGAGUUUCAGCUCAAAAGACCCGAGGAAGUGGCAAAAAGAUGGGGUCUGCUAAGAAGAAGGAGGAAAGGAAUGAAUUAUGAGAAACUUAGUAGGGCUUUGCGAUUCUAUUAUGGUCAGGGAAUAAUUCAAAAGGUUAGU